UUCAGACCUAGAAACGCAGUCGUCUUUCUACACAGUACCGGCGCAGAAAUAACAACAAUGGCUUGCACAAUCGAUUUCCGGAAUCUGGACGAGGGAUUCGGAGGAAAAACCUUCAAGCGAAAGAGAUCGGAACAAGAAGCAGAGAAGCUACAACUUCUGAAUCCGCAGGAUGAGUCGAUGGAUGUGGAUAUGGAUCUUGUUCCUCCUCCAUCGAAGAGGCAAGCAGUUGAGUCAUCGUCGUCAUUGACGUACGAUGGGGUAAUAGCGGGGAGAGUGUCGGGGAGGAAUUGGAAGGAAGUGAGGACGCGCAGAGCAUCUUCUGUUCAUGUGAGUAAGAAAGGAACGACGGCGGAGCAGAGGGCUAAAGAGAAGGAGAUAAAGAAGGCAUACAAAGGGAGGAUGAAUGAGCUCAAGGAGGAGAUACGUCACAACAAGCAGGAGAAGAGGAGGCGCCGUGAGGAGAAUGAGAAGAAGAAGCAGGAGAAUAUUCUAAGGUCUGGUACUAAGCUUCAGAAGAUCACCAAUCCCAAAACUCUUAAGAAGAUUUCUAAAUCCAAGCAGAGGAAGCUUCUCAAGGUUGUCCCUGAUAAUCAUCUCCUCAACAACAACAACAACAACAACAAGAUGAUCUAGUUUUUUUUUUUUUUAAUUAUGUUUUGUUGUCGUGUAUUUUUCUUUUUCUUUCUGGUGGUUGACAACAAACAGUCUAUGAUAUCUGAGCAAAAUGAAUGAUUGAUUGCUGGUAAUUGUGUGA
Erythranthe guttata (spotted monkey flower) is the source of this 754-nucleotide messenger RNA. RefSeq names its product coiled-coil protein. Lineage: Eukaryota; Viridiplantae; Streptophyta; Magnoliopsida; Lamiales; Phrymaceae. Gene Ontology annotation, cellular component: nucleolus. The record is from RefSeq and is a predicted model, not a curated record.